Molecule: messenger RNA, 1110 nt
Organism: Plasmodium gonderi
Lineage: Eukaryota; Apicomplexa; Aconoidasida; Haemosporida; Plasmodiidae
Exons: 1
Coding region: 1-1110 (369 amino acids)
Cellular component (GO): cytoplasm; nucleus
Source: RefSeq, a predicted model, not a curated record
AUGAAAACUUUCCCAGUGAAAUAUACUAUAUUGUCAAGAAAUAUCUUUGAAAACAAGAUUAUUCUUGUGAGAAAACCUGAAUUAAGGAGGCUAAAAAGGUACCUAUUAACGUCGUUUAUAUUUUUUUGUUCCCCAUCCAUGGAGAAAGUAAUAGGUACGCAUUCGGGACGCUUUCACACGGAUGAAAUACUAGCAUCUGUGAUGCUAAAAUUUUUACCAGAAUAUAAAGAUGCUAAAAUUAUUAGAACUCGAGAUCAGGAGAAAUUAGAUAAAUGUGACAUCGUGAUAGAUGUAGGAGGAGUAUAUGAUCAUGAAAAGAAAAGAUAUGAUCACCAUCAGAAAGAAUUUAAUGGAACACUAGAUGAUAGUCAUGACAUAAGACUAAGUAGUGCAGGUUUAAUUUACAAACAUUAUGGAAAAGAUGUUUUUAGAGAAGGAUUUAAUAUCACAGAUGAAAAUAAAGUGAACACGUUGUAUGAUAAGAUAUAUACAGCUUUCAUAGAAUCUGUAGAUGCAUUAGAUAAUGGAAUUAAUCAAUAUGAAGGUAUAGCAAAAUAUCAAAUAAAUACUACCUUACAAAAUCGUGUAAAUAGAUUUAAUCCAAAUUUUUUAGAUGAAGAAGCUAAUGAAGAUGAACGUUUUAUGUUGGCAUCACAAAUAGUUAAAGAAGAAUUUAUUAACUUUGUACAUUAUUAUUCAAAUGUUUGGUAUCAUGCUAAAAGCAUAACACUCGAAGCAGUAAAAAAUAGGUUUAAUUUUCACAAAUCAGGAAAAGUUAUAUUUCUGCAAAAACAUUGUCCAUACUAUGAUCACGUGUAUGACAUAGAAGAAGAAUUAAAUAUAAAGGAUGAAAUUCUAUUUUGCAUUUACCAAGACAGAUACCAAAAUUAUAGAUGUGGAACUAUUUCAAAAAAAAAUGAAGCCUUCACAAUUAGACUUCCAUUUCCAAAAAGUUUUAGGGGUCUCAAGGAUGAGGAACUUGAAAAAGUUUCAAAUAUAAAGGGACUAACCUUCGUUCAUUAUUCUGGGUUUACUAGUGGUGGAAAAAAUGUUGACUGUUUGGUUAAGUUGGUCGAGGAAACUUUGAAGGAAAACAACAUAUCCUAUUAG